Molecule: messenger RNA, 1821 nt
Organism: Apis cerana (Asiatic honeybee)
Lineage: Eukaryota; Metazoa; Arthropoda; Insecta; Hymenoptera; Apidae
Biological process (GO): proton transmembrane transport; proton motive force-driven mitochondrial ATP synthesis
Cellular component (GO): proton-transporting ATP synthase complex; chloroplast thylakoid membrane
Molecular function (GO): ATP binding; proton-transporting ATP synthase activity, rotational mechanism
Source: RefSeq, a predicted model, not a curated record
AUGAUAAUUAAUCCUACUACUUCUGGUUCUGGGGUUUCCACGCUUGAAAAAAACCUGGGGCGUAUCAUCCAAAUCAUUGGUCCGGUACUAGAUGUAGCUUUUCCGCCAGGCCAGAUGCCUAAUAUUUAUAAUGCUCUGGUAGUUAAAGGCCGAGAUACUGUUGGUCAAACAAUUAAUGUCACUUGUGAGGUACAGCAAUUAUUAGGAAAUAAUCGAGUUAGAGCUGUAGCUAUGAGUGCUACAGAUGGUCUGAUGAGAGGAAUGGAAGUGAUUGAUACGGGAGCUCCUCUAAGUGUUCCGGUCGGUGGAGCGACUCUAGGACGAAUUUUUAAUGUGCUUGGAGAGCCUGUUGAUAAUUUAGGUCCUGUAGAUACUCGUACAACAUUUCCUAUUCAUCGAUCCGCGCCUGCCUUUAUACAGUUAGAUACAAAAUUAUCUAUUUUUGAAACAGGAAUUAAAGUAGUAGAUCUUUUAGCACCUUAUCGCCGCGGGGAAAAAUCGGACUAUUUGGGAGCUGGGGUUGGUAAAACGGUACUCAUUAUGGAAUUAAUUAACAAUAUUGCCAAAGCCCAUGGGGGCGUAUCCGUAUUUGGCGGAGUGGGUGAACGUACUCGUGAAGGAAAUGAUCUUUACAUGGAAAUGAAAGAAUCUGGAGUGAUUAAUGAAGAAAAUAUUGCAGAAUCGAAAGUGGCUUUAGUUUAUGGCCAGAUGAAUGAACCGCCAGGAGCUCGUAUGAGAGUUGGUUUGACUGCCCUAACAAUGGCGGAAUAUUUCCGAGAUGUUAAUGAACAAGAUGUACUUCUAUUUAUCGACAAUAUCUUCCGUUUCGUUCAAGCAGGAUCCGAAGUAUCGGCCUUAUUGGGUAGAAUGCCUUCCGCUGUCGGUUAUCAACCCACCCUGAGUACCGAAAUGGGCUCUUUACAAGAAAGAAUUACUUCUACCAAAGAAGGGUCCAUAACUUCUAUUCAAGCGGUUUAUGUACCUGCAGACGAUUUGACCGAUCCUGCCCCUGCUACGACAUUUGCACAUUUAGAUGCUACUACCGUACUAUCAAGAGGAUUAGCUGCCAAAGGGAUCUAUCCAGCAGUAGAUCCUUUAGAUUCAACCUCAACCAUGCUUCAACCUCGGAUCGUUGGCGAGGAACAUUAUGAAACUGCGCAAAGAGUUAAGCAAACUUUACAACGUUAUAAAGAACUUCAGGACAUUAUAGCUAUCCUUGGGUUGGACGAAUUAUCCGAAGAGGAUCGUUUAACCGUAGCAAGAGCGCGAAAAAUUGAGCGUUUCUUAUCACAACUUUUUGUAGCCGAAGUAUUUACCGGUUCUCCAGGGAAAUAUGUUGGUCUAGCAGAAACCAUUAAAGGGUUUCAAUUGAUCCUUUCCGGGGAAUUAGAUGGUCUUCCUGAGCAGGCCUUUUAUUUAGUAGGUAAUAUCGAUGAAGCUACCGCGAAGGCUAUGAACUUAGAAAUGGAGAAAGUGAAAGAAAUCAUUUUAUCUACAAAUAGUGGUCAAAUUGGCGUAUUACCAAAUCAUGCUCCUAUUGCUACAGCAGUAGAUAUAGGGAUUUUGAGAAUACGCCUGAAGGACCAAUGGUUAACGAUGGCUCUGAUGGGCGGUUUUGCUAGAAUAGGCAAUAAUGAGAUCACUGUUUUAGUAAAUGAUGCGGAAAAGGGUAGUGAUAUUGAUCCACAAGAAGCUCAGCAAACUCUUGAAAUAGCAGAAGCUAAUUUGAGAAAAGCUGAAGGAAAGAGACAAAUAAUUGAGGCAAAUCUAGCUCUCCGGCGAGCUAGGACAAGAGUCGAGGCUGUCAAUGCAAUUUCAUAA